CACCCCUUUCCCCUUUUGCUAAAAUAUUUUGUACAUCUAAAAACAAAUCUAUUUGCGGCAUAGACCACAAAUCUUACUUUAAAAGUGUAAUAAACACAUCAGAACUCAAAAACCUACUUCAAGUCUCACAUCUUGUUCAUUACUGACAUCUACUGGUAGCAAAUAGGAAGUGAUAAUAAUAAGAAAAACAGCACUAAUAUAUUAGUAGUAAAAGUGUUAAUUAUUUUCAGUUUUUAAAUAAUAUAAGUAAAUAUUGUGCUUAAGGUCUGUUAACUUAAGUUAAGGGAACUUAUUUUUGGAUUUUUCCAGCUGCUAUACGCAGAAGAUCGAAGACCCCCGGGGUGAUGAUCACGCAGUACUCUGCCAGCCUGCCAGAGGGAAAAAGCACUCCAGACUUCCAAUGCAAACCCGUCCCAGUCACCGUCCAGGAAGGGAAAUUGGCUGUCUUCAAGGCUGUGGUUACAGGGGACCCAAAACCAGAUGUGUUAUGGAGACGUGCCAAAGGAACUAUCACAGACAAGGAGAAAUUUCAAAGAAAAUAUGAUGAAUCCACCGGAGAGCAUAUAUUAGAGAUUUACAAAGUGACUUCUGCAGAGAGUGAUACCUACAAAUGCUCUGCUGUGAAUGAGUAUGGAAAAGCUGUGUGCACGACAACACUCAGUGUUAUUGAUGAGACAACAGCUCCUGCAGAUUUCAGAAAACUGUUGAAAAAAAGUAAGGAAGAAAGAGCAGAUGGAGAAAAUGAUGAGAAGUUCUGGGACGCCUUGUUAAAUGCUGAAAGGAAAGACUACGAGCAGAUCUGCAAAGAGAACGGCAUCACAGACUUACACUUGAUUCUCAAGAAGCUUGAAGAGAAAAAGAGGCAGAGAGGACAAAACAAGCAUAAGGACAGUGUGAUACCCUAUGAUGAUGAUGAUGAUGAAGCAGCAAGGAAAUAUGGAAAUAACAGUGUGAGAAGAACACAGGACCUGAGAAGUAACGGUCCUCUGCAGUCUGACUCUGGGCUGUAUCCAGGUCUCCCUGCUGCUGCUCAGAUCAACAUCAGCAACCAAAAGCUGAGCCAAGCAGGCACCGAAGAGGACCUGCUCCUCAUGGAGUACAAACUUUCCAAUGUGGACUUUGUUAUCAAAAUUCAAGAGCUAAACAUUGAAGAAGCAGACAACGCCCUCUUUGAGUGUGUCCUGACACACCCCCUACCUAAAAUCACAUGGAUGAGGAAAGGCCUGGCCCUGGAGGAUGGAGAGAAAUACAGCAUCACUGUGUCAGAGCACAAGUUAAUCCACAGACUGAUGAUCAGAGACUGCUGCAAGACAGACAAAGGCAUCUAUUCCGCUGUGGCUGGAAUUACUUCCUGCAGUGCCUGGCUUGUUGUAGAAGAUCAUGUAUCUGGUGGCAAGAAAACUAUCCGAAAGACCACACUGGCUGGUGGUGUUCAGAGGGACCUGGAGAAAGUGGCAAAAGAACAGCAACUCAAAAACCAGAAGGAAAUGGAAAAGAUUUUAGAGGCUAUAAAAGUAAAACAAGCAGCGGAAAAGGUCAAAAAUGGAAAGACGCCGAAAAUAAACGGAGAAUAUUGCAACGGAACUGGGCAGCAUGGUGGAACUUGGGACAGAAGCUCAGAAGGAGACGGCGGAGAUGGAGCAUCAGAAGAUCCGUGGUGUGUCGAAGAUCGGUGGCGUGCAGACAAUCCUUGGCGUGCAGACGAUCCUUGGCGUGCAGACAAUCCUUGGCGUGCAGAAGAAGGAACAAAGCAGGAAAAAAUGAAAAACAUCCACAAAGAUGCACAAAUUAAAAAUCCAUUGAAGGCAAAUGAGGGUUUUUCUGGAUUUGUGGAAAUUUCAAGAGGAAAAGAGUUAAGUGACGAAUGUCUCGAUGUAGAUGAGUAUCACUCAUCUGCCAUGAAUCAACGUGAAAUCAUCCAAAUAAGUGGAUCCAAAAACUGCAACAAAUCUGCAGGAAGACAGAAGAAAACAAAAAGAGUCCAAUGGAAAGAGCCAGCUGCAGGCUCAGACAUGGAUCCAAAUGAACAAGCAAGUGAUGAAGGACUGAGUGAUGCUGAUGACAACGAGGACGCCUUUGAAAGUGAGAGCCAUGGAUAUUCACAGCAAAAUGAAAAUACAAAAGACACAGCCAAUGGUCAAAGUGCAACGUCUGAGGCUCAUGGCACCCCUGAGGACAUUGAAUGUGUCAGCUGUGCUUCUACACGUGUGAGGCGCAAAAAACAAGGCUCACUGAUCCAAGACUUAGUCACCGAUCCAGGAGUUCAUUUCAUCUGGGGUUUAUCUGACGUGGACGCGAUCAUAAAUGAGACAGCCGAGUUAACAUGUAAGCUCAGCAGUGAUGACUGGGAGGGAACCUGGUUCAGAGACGGCAAAAAGAUAUCCUCAGAUGACAUAUUUUCCAUUACUAAAGAUGGACCGAUCCAUAAAUUAGUCAUAAUAAAAUGUGCUGAGGAUCAUUCUGGGAAAUACCGUUUUGAGGCAGACGGUCGGAAAACAGAGGCGAUGGUCAACGUCAAAGAUCCCCCAAGAUUUAACCCGGAAGACCUUUGUGCUUUCACUGAGCCCUUGGCUAUCAAAGUGGGACACAACGCCAUCUUUAAGGUGCAGUUUGUUGGACACCAGCCCGUGAAGAUCCAGUGGUUCAGAGACGGCGAUGAGCUCCAGGGUGACACCAGUGCAAAAAUAGAAAACUCUGCAGGUCACAGCCGCUUGCUCCUGAGCAGAUGUCAGAGGAAAGACACGGGGGAGAUCAAGAUCAAGCUCAAGAAUGAGCACGGCUUCACCGAGGCCGUCUCCAAACUCCUUGUGCUUGACAAACCGAACCCUCCACAAGGCCCUGCAGAGGUGACCCAGAGUUCAGCUUCAUGCAUUGAAUUUAAGUGGCGACCUCCAAAGGACGAUGGCGGCUCACCUGUGAUUAACUACACGCUGGAACGUCAGCAAGUGGGGCGGAACACCUGGAAAAAGAUGGGGGAAAUAGCCGGUGGACCCACCUACCGCGACACAGAUGUGGAUCGUGGAAGAAAAUACUGUUAUCGAAUAAGGGCUGUUACCGCAGAGGGAAUAAGCGAAGCAAUGGAGACUGACGAUAUGCAAGCUGGAACAUUUGCACUUCCAGGGCCUCCAACACCUCCACAAGUAGUCAGUGCUUUCCACGACUGCAUCAACCUUUCAUGGGCUCCACCAAGUAACACCGGAGGUUCACGUAUCCUUGGCUAUGUGCUGGAGAAACGUAAGAAGGGGAGUAAUCUCUGGGCUGCUGUCAAUGCGGCUGAUGAGCUGAUAAAAGGGAGAAAAUAUGCAGUGAGGGAUGUGGUGGAAGGGAUGGAAUAUGAGUUCAGAGUGUCUGCCGUGAACCUUUCGGGAGCUGGUGAAUCCAGUAACCCCUCUGAGUUUGCCUUCGCACGUGAUCCAAAAAAGCCCCCCGGUAAGGUUACGAGCUUGAAGGUGACAGAAACAUCAUAUACCAACAUGGUUCUUACUUGGACCAAACCGGAAGAGAAGCCAGGGAUUCAAGAUGAAGCAAAGGGGUAUUUUGUUGAGAUCCGGAAGGCAGAUUCCUUGGAGUGGUCCCGCUGUAACAGCACCCCCUUCAUCCUGACGUCCUUCAACGUGAGAGGCCUCAGGUCCAUGGAGAUGUACUGGGUCAGAGUGAUAGCAGCUAAUGAUGGCGGGGAAGGUCCUCCGGAGGAGCUGCCCAAUUAUGUCCUUGCCAUGCCCCUACCUGAGAAUUUCAUGGUGGUGAGGGCUGGAAACUCAGUCCGGAUUACUGUAAACUUUGAGGCCUCGCCGCGGCCAGAGAUUGUGUGGCUGAAGGACAAUGUGCUAGUGAGCAAGCGUGUAACAGUCAGUAACUCUGACUUUUCGUCUCAGCUGCUGAUCCCCAGCUCUGAGCGCUCCGACUCCGGCAUUUACUCCAUACUUCUCAAAAACCUCGUUGGUCAGGAGACAUCCAGCACUGAAAUCAGAGUAACAGAUGAUCCAAAGCCUCCUGGACCCGUUGAAUUGGAAGAAAACGUUCCAGGCACAGUAACGGUGAUGUGGGAACCUUCUCCAGAUGAGAAGCGUGAUGACCGCCUCCACUACACUGUGUCCAAACUGGACUCUUCCAAGCGUACUUGGACCACAGUGGCUGAUAGGCUCUUUAACAACAGGUUCACAGUUUGCAACAUCAUACAUGGAAGAGAAUAUCAUUUUCGCGUGUAUGCCAAAAAUGAUAUGGGCGUCUCGGAACCCUCAGAGUCACCAACUUGGGGGACGGAGAAAAAGAAAGAAAAAUUAGUAAUGAGCGAAUCAGCAAGUAAGGACUGCGAUCUGCGAUGUGCUCCAACCUUCAUUGUGCCUUUGAAGCUUCACACCGCCACCAGGGGCUAUGAAUGCUACAUGAGCUGUGCAGUGAAGGGAACCCCCACGCCUCAUGUCACCUGGUACCGGAACCACGUCAGUCUAAACACCGACACCAACUAUUACAUCUCCAACACCUGUGGAGUUUGCUCCCUGGCCGUCCUGAGCGUGGGCCCCAAAGACGUAGGGGAGUACACGGUCAUCGCGGAGAACAGCUUGGGACGAGCCGAAUGCUCCACAGUGCUCAGUGUCAGAGGCUGAACAAACCAAGGAGUUCUGUCAUCAGGUGAUACCAGACUGAGGUAGAAGUCUUGCAUUUCUGUACAUCACUAAGAUAAAAAAAAUGGUCAUUGUUAAUCAAUGUUGUAUUUUUUAAUAAAUAUUUUGAAGUUCUUCUAUAUAUUUUUUUCUACCUAACAGGAAACACAAAAGUAUAAUCGGAUUUGAUAUAAACAGUUAUUUAAUUUACUGUCUUAAGUUGUUGAUGGCAUGAAUGUGCUAUACUUCAUAUUCUCUCUUAAAUUACUUUUAUUUUUACAAUAUGCACAUAUUCAUGCAUUCUUAAAGUACAUUAACAAUUAUAAAAACUGCUACAACUCACACCCUAAAAGUUUAGAAUGAAUAAUUUUUAAAUUGUAAUUAUUUAAUGUAUUAUUUAUUGUUUUCUUUGAGUUUUUUUUUGCUUCUUGGAACCUUUUGACAGGGAUGUGAUUAAAGAUGAUGAUGUUAAAUUGCUGUCAAUGUAACAUGAAUAUGUGAGCUGCGUGUUGUGGGAUCAACAAUAAACCUCGACUGAACUGAACAAAUCUGAGUGGAAUUUUAAUGAAGGAAUCAUAUGAUAUGAAAUAGAAAAAAUCUGGGAUGCAUCAGUUAUUUUAG
This is a messenger RNA of Oryzias melastigma (Indian medaka), 5225 nucleotides long. Its product is annotated as immunoglobulin-like and fibronectin type III domain-containing protein 1. Lineage: Eukaryota; Metazoa; Chordata; Actinopteri; Beloniformes; Adrianichthyidae. The record is from RefSeq and is a predicted model, not a curated record. Gene Ontology annotation, molecular function: protein binding.